Messenger RNA from Lachancea dasiensis, 1611 nucleotides. NCBI's taxonomy places the organism in Eukaryota, Fungi, Ascomycota, Saccharomycetes, Saccharomycetales, Saccharomycetaceae. The record is from the annotation of a GenBank genome assembly.
AUGACAGCGACCACAGCCGAAGUUUGCCCCACCAAAGCUCGCAAAACUGGCCUGUCGUCGAAGAUCGGCAAGAUUUUUGGUUCGGGGAAGAACGCUUCGGCGGAAUCAUCAUCAUCCGACGUAAGCUCAGUGAGACAAGCCCACAUACCAUCCCCUUCUAACUCGUCACUGUCAUUGGAGAGCUCUAACAUCGAUUAUCAGAAGGGGUCCCUAAUACCAUCACGACCCAGCUCGCCACCUGCAUCCUUGAACGGACGCGUGUCUUACGGCGGUGUGCAUGAUGAAAGUUCCAUUUCCGCGCUCAAAUAUCGGUCAGAUAUCAAUGAUAAGCCUUCUGCUAGCUCCUUGAAUAUCGCUGCUAUGGCGUCCGCAGGGUCCGGCAGAUUUGUGAUACUUGAAAAUAACAUGCAUGAGCAUCACUUGAGGAACGCAAAGCGCCAAGAAAAACUCAGCAGCAUGAUUAAAAAUAUUUUGGGUGCUCAAAAACUGCGAGGCGAAGCAAAGUCAGCAGUGCCGGAUAUCCUCAUGAACCAGAAAAACCAGAAAAGUACGUCAGACCCACCUUCUUUAUUUUCGGGAUUUGUUAGACAAGCAUCGACCUUAGACCGGAAUACGCCCUACAGUGGUGCCUCACAAAGUGCAAAGAAGUUCUAUUACAAAGAGAAUAAUAGACCAGGUGUGAAGAAUUUGGAUACUGAAGCUAUUUCGAUGCUAAACGAAAAUUCCGCUUGCUUUGCCGAAAAGUACGGUCGCUGCCAGGAAGUGGUCGGUAAAGGCGCCUUCGGGGUUGUGAGAAUCUGUCAUAAAAAGUCUCAAGAUGAGCCCAAUGGCGAAAAACUCUUUGCGGUCAAGGAAUUCAGGAGAAAACCCACAGAGUCCCCUGAAAAAUAUUCUAGAAGACUGACAUCUGAAUUUUGCAUCUCUUCUUCCUUGAAGCACACUAAUAUCAUUAUGCCACUAGACUUAUUUCAAGACGCCAAGGGUGAUUAUUGCCAAGUGAUGGAGUAUUGCUAUGGAGGCGACUUGUUCACUUUAAUAAUCGCUGCUGGCAGACUCGAAUACAUGGAAGCCGACUGUUUCUUCAAACAGCUGAUACGCGGUGUUGUGUAUAUGCAUGACAUGGGCGUAUGUCAUCGUGAUUUGAAACCCGAGAACUUACUCCUGACCUCUAACGGUGUUCUAAAAAUUACGGACUUUGGGAACAGCGAAUGCUUCAGGAUGGCAUGGGAGAAGGAUAUUCACCUUAGCGGCGGAGUCUGCGGUUCAAGUCCAUACAUUGCCCCUGAGGAAUAUACACAUGAAGAAUUCGACCCAAGACCAGUCGACAUCUGGGCGUGUGGUGUUAUUUAUAUGGCCAUGAGGACUGGUCGACAAUUGUGGAGUACGGCUCAAAAGGAAGAUGAAUUCUUCUCGAGAUAUUUAACUGGUAGGAAAGACGAAGCAGGGUACGAACCUAUAGAAAAGCUAAAAAGGGCUCGUUGUCGCAACGUCAUAUAUUCCAUCCUUGAUCCCGUCCCAAGUAGGAGAAUCAGUGGGAGGCAAAUUUUGAACAGUGAAUGGGGUCGAGAGAUUAAGUGCUGCCACGAGGGUCAACCGUUGAAGGAAGAGUGA